Penicillium nucicola is the source of this 1239-nucleotide messenger RNA. RefSeq lists its product as uncharacterized. Gene Ontology annotation, biological process: intracellular monoatomic cation homeostasis; intracellular signal transduction; protein phosphorylation. Gene Ontology annotation, molecular function: ATP binding; protein serine/threonine kinase activity. The coding region runs from base 1 to 1239 and encodes 412 amino acids. The transcript has a single exon. NCBI's taxonomy places the organism in Eukaryota, Fungi, Ascomycota, Eurotiomycetes, Eurotiales, Aspergillaceae. The record is from RefSeq and is a predicted model, not a curated record.
AUGCGCCCUCCACAUAAUGAUAACGACCAUGAUUAUGCCAAUCGAAGAACACUGCCCGAGGGAUCUACAGAAGUCAAAGGCACAGGCUCCCUGAGUGAUACCGUCCAGAAAAUGGGAAGUCGCGGUUGGUCGGCCUUGAAGCAUGAGCAUCUACCUCUCUUGACGAGCGUCUCCACCGACCGACUCCCUUUGAUAGGGGACUGUGCAGUCUCAACCUCCAAUUCUAUACAGCUCUCAACGAACAGUCUACCCUUUACGGAAAAAUACGGUCGUUGCCAGCAAAUAAUCCACUACGGUGCGAACAGUACAACCCGCCUUCACGAAUCAAGGGGUCAACAACUUCUCGCAAUCAAAGUGUACCGACGCAACAUCCUGAAAACGACACUCUCAUCUACCUACCAAUCCCGUAUUACCACCUGUCUUGCUCCAACCAGCGCGGCCGUUCACCCCCAACAUCCAAAUAUCCUCCCCAUCGUCGACCUCCUUCACAAUGAACGCUCCGAACUGUGCCUUGUUAUGCCAUACUGCGCCGGUGGUGAUCUCCAUACUCUAGUAUCUCGCAAUGGUACACUUCCAGCCCACGAAGCUGACUGUAUCAUAAAACAAAUCCUACGGGCACUCUGCUUUCUCCACGAGCACGAAACAGCCCACCGCGAUAUCCGUCUAGAAACUAUUCUUUUGACAUCAAGCGGAGGAAUCAAGCUAGCUGGCUUUGGCGAUGGACACGUCAAACGAAUAUGGGAAGAGUGUUCGAUCCACACUUCACCAGCAGAAGGUGAGGAAGAGCCACUUCCUCCAACACAGCAGCAACAUCAGCCACAUCCAGCUUGGUCCUUCUUCCUUCCAUGGUCACUAUCAUCACUUACUCGUCAAACCUCGUCUGCCCCAUCAAUCCGCAACAGUACCCCUACGACCAUGAAACCAUCCACCGCCUCCUUCGCCAGUAUGAGCCUCCCAUACAUCCCACCAGAGGCAUUCGAACACCCCCAUCCUCCAUACGCUCAUAAUGGCAACAAAAAAGAAGAAAUCGAUCAUCGUCCAGCAGAUAUAUGGGCCACCGCUAUUGUGUACAUGAUCCUCAUAAGCGGUCGGCUGCUUUGGCGCAGUGCUCGACCACGUCGUGAAGAUGGGCGGUACUUGGAGUACUUGCAUAGUCGCCAUGAAGACGAUGGAUAUGCGCCCAUUGAGGCGCUUGGACCGGUAUGUAUCAUCUUGCCAACAAAUCAUCUUGCUUUGUAA